This is a messenger RNA of Phalaenopsis equestris, 440 nucleotides long. RefSeq names its product heparan-alpha-glucosaminide N-acetyltransferase-like. The record is from RefSeq and is a predicted model, not a curated record. The transcript has 4 exons. NCBI's taxonomy places the organism in Eukaryota, Viridiplantae, Streptophyta, Magnoliopsida, Asparagales, Orchidaceae. The coding region runs from base 24 to 425 and encodes 133 amino acids.
AUGAAAUUUUAUAAUUGAUUAGGAUGGCCGGUUUCAUUGCAUUUUCAGUCUACAUGUGUACAACAUUUGCACUUUAUGUUCCAGACUGGAACUUUGUCUAUAAUGAUGGAGAAACAGAUGGUGGAAAGACAUUUACGGUCAAAUGUGGCAAGAGAGGACAAUUAGGUCCUGCUUGUAAUGCAGUUGGUUAUGUUGAUAGGCAAGUCUGGGGUAUAAACCAUCUCUAUUCAUGGCCUGUAUGGAUACGAUCUCAGACGUGUACUAAUAGUUCUCCAUACUCGGGGCCUCUUCGUGAUGAUGCUCCAUCUUGGUGCCUUGGUCCCUUUGAACCGGAGGGCUUGUUAAGUUCAAUAUCAGCAAUCCUUUCAGCAACUGUUGGUGUCCACUAUGGACAUGUUCUGAUUCAUUAUAGGGUAAAGUCGUAAAAUCAUUGAAUUUUU